AUGUCACGGCGUACAAAGAACACAGGGUCGAAUGUAAGAGGGCCUAACUCUGCGUUGACAGAGUUUUUGCGGGUCGAGGGGAUCACAGACGCGUUCAGAAGAAGACGCGAGAUACAGCAGGACCAAGCGAUCGAGGGCAUUACUUCUGGAGACUCCAGCACCGAGUCGUCAGUGGCGCCCACAGCCGCCCAGGAAGUGUCCCUGAAUCCCCUCCGCCAGCUGAGCGGCACGGCCAGUCGUAUCGAGAACCCUAGUGAGGAGGAGGAUGAAAUCGUGCAAAUGAGAGCGGCUGCUAGGCGAAAAAGACGUGCUGCUCGACGUGGAAGCGAUGGUGAUGAUGAUUUUAUCGGUGCCGACGACGACGACGACGACGACGAUGAGGAUGAUGAAGACUACGACUCGGUGGCCAGGUCCGCAUCCUUGGGAAAUGAGUACAAACAAAGUGGUCAGGAAGAUGUGUGCGUGGAGUGUGAGAAGUUGUUCGAGUUGACGGUGUACUCGCGGUACGACAAGGUGCGGCGAGGAUACUUGUGUGAAGACUGCAACCAGGAGUUGAAGCAGAGGGAGAAAAACACGCGUCGGAACCAGCAGAAUGCUCGUAGAAAGAGGAAAAAAGUGGCCCAGGCGCUAUUAGAUAAGACUACCGUGAGUAUUCCCACAUUACAAGACAUCUGCAUAAAGUAUAUCACCAGCAACAUUGAUCAGGUGGAGGCAUUGGGUGGGAUUGGCUCCAUCAACAUGAAUAAGAUUUCGAAGAUUUUGUCGAAAAACCGGUCUUUGAACAAUGAGACCAUGACGCUUUUCUUGAAUCCAGACUCUAAGUCACUCGAGUUCUGGGACUGUUCCAAUGUUGACUCAGACUCCUUCAACAAAAUUGCCUCUUAUUGUCCAAAUCUCGAGAGCUUGACCCUUUUCAUGUGUGGUCAGUUGCACAACGACAAUUUCGAGUAUUAUAGUGACAAGCUCACCAAGUUGACAGAGUUGAAUCUAAACGGGCCAUUCUUGAUCAAUGAGGUCACAUGGCAGGAUUUCUUUGAAAGCUGUGGAAAGAAACUCGAGAAGCUUGAAAUAAGAAACACCCACCGGUUCAGCAACGACUCGUUGAUUGGGAUGCUUGAAAACUGUGGAAAGAAUUUGACGAGCUUGAAGUUAUCACGGUUGGACGGGCUCACUUCUGCCGAGGUAUAUGAGCUUAUUCCUCAUUACUUGACUCCUAACUCUCUCACACAUUUGGAAAUUAGUUAUCCAAAGAGUGAAGAACUAGUGACAGAUGAACUUUUGAUCAACUUGUUGGCCAUAACUGGAGGCUCUUUGGUGUCCUUGAACGUCGAUGGGUGUACCAGUCUCACCAACAAUUUCAUAAAUGAAGGUAUUUCUCUGUUCUGCAAGACGUUGACUCAUUUGUCGAUGAAAGGUUUGGACCAAAUCAACGAAGAAGCUAACUUCAAAGGCUUCAACGAAAUAAAUGGUGGUUUGAUUUCCCUUGAUUUGAAUAAAUGCAUUGAGAUGACUGAAGCCGUGAUUUAUGAUAUCUUGAAACAAUCUUGUACAACACUAGUCGAAUUGAACUUGAAUUCACUCGACAACCUUUCCAAAAACUUUUUUUGGCAAGUGUUGACAGAUGACUACGAAGAGUUAAAGGUCAACUUCAAAGAGAACAAUGCGGAUGAUUCGUUGACAUUUUAUUCGGGACUCUCAUUUCCUUUAUUGACCACUUUGAACGUAGGAUUCGUGAGGUCUAUAGAUGAUCAGAUCCUAAACCUAUUAAGCAAAAAAUGCCCCAAGUUGAAGAUUUUGGAGGUGUUUGGUGAUAAUAGGUGUACCUACAAGGCCAAAACUAGAAGUGACAUGAUUAUUAUAGGAAGACAAGGAGAUGCCAUAUAGGCACUAAUGUAUAUUUAUUGGGGGAAUGGAAUGGGAGCAUUAGCUUUUUCUAUGUUCUUGAAGGUGGCUGGGUAUGGGAACUCGUCGCUAAACAAGUCGAAGUUUUGAUUCAUCAACUUGUUGGUGAUAUCGGGUUUGUUGUCAAUGACGAUUCCAGGAUGCUCGAACUGGUCCUUGAUAUCACGUAUUGACUUGCCGUAGCUGGCUAAUAAGUAUUUGUUGUCGGUUGGAUUCAAAGAUAAAUUGUUCUGGUACCUAAUAAUGGAGUCGUCAUCAACAUCUGCCUUGAACCUUUUGUAGUUGGAUGUGUAUAGAUUGUAUUGGAAGUUUAAAAACUUGUUGACCACGAUUUUGGACAAAGUUGUCUCCUUUUGGAUGUAUUUGAUGAUCUGAUGUAGAUGAGAAAAAUUGAACAUACCAGCCCCUUCAAGCUCCACAUAGAACUUCCAAAACGACACAGAACUCCUGAGCUGUGGCCGUUUAUAGUGUUUGUUGAAAAACUGUCUCAACCCAUUCACAUCCUUUGGGUUUGAGAGGUCUGAAACCGAUAACAAAGUAUUUAAAUAUAACUUUAUCACCACUAAUAUCGACUGGUCGUUGAGUCGAGAAAACAACAAGUUCACCGUCAGACGUGAAACAGUUUCCACUUCAGCGGUGAUCAGCUUCGAUUCUUCAAAAUAACACUCUAAAAGACUCUGUGAGAUUUGCAAGAAAGCUUCUGUUCCCACUAAUUUGCUCCAAUUCACUAAAAGACUCUCAACCGUUUCAGUGUAUCCACUUUUUAAGUACAAUUUGGAAUUAUUAUCUCCACCAAAGAACUUGACCAAGUCCAACAAGUAGUCGUUCAUCAAGUCCACCUUGUUGUGCUUCAACAAGAAUCUCCCGUAGCUGAACCUGACAAAGUUCACGUCCAAUGGAAUAAACUUAUUCACACAUCUCGAGUAUAUGGAGUCCAUAACCUGAAACUUGUGAGAUUCGUCAGAAACGUUGAUGUAUGCGAGAUACUUGAGCCAGAGCUUUUGAUUGAAGCAGUUUGGGAUCAAAGCCCUUUCGAACAAGUUGGUAAUGGUGUUAUAGUCUUGCUUGUAGUGUUGAAUUUCAUAGUCCAAAUAGGCAAACCAGUUGUCUGAUUCGGUGUCUGAGCUCACCUUUAGGUUCAAAUCAAGGGU
Molecule: messenger RNA, 3053 nt
Organism: Yamadazyma tenuis ATCC 10573
Lineage: Eukaryota; Fungi; Ascomycota; Pichiomycetes; Serinales; Debaryomycetaceae
Gene: RAD7
Product: UV-damaged DNA-binding protein
Biological process (GO): SCF-dependent proteasomal ubiquitin-dependent protein catabolic process
Cellular component (GO): SCF ubiquitin ligase complex
Source: RefSeq, a predicted model, not a curated record